AUGUCGCCAACUACUCCAUUAUGUCCAAACCUUCCUAAAGGUUUUUCUGAUUCUUGCCUAACUCUCAUCAGUCAAGGAGCCGAGGCUUUUCUACUCAAAACUACUUUCCUUACCCCUAAUAUUCCGGCCGCAUUAAAGUUUCGCCCAUCCAAAGUCUACCGACAUCCAACACUUGAUGCUCGUCUCAAAAAGCAUCGCAUACUUUCCGAGGCACGUAUUCUUACAAAGUGUCGAACUCUAGGUGUCCCUGUACCAACAGUUUACGCACUCGACGAAAAGGAUGGCUGGUUGAUGAUGGAGUGGGUUGAGGGUAAAAUUGUACGGACUUGCAUCAAUGAAUGGUUAUCAGAACACAUGGAGACCGACCUGACUGAACUCCAAAGUUGUGGCGAAGGUCUUCAAAAAUUCCUACGUAAAAUAGGAAAUAUAAUAGGAAAGAUGCAUUUUAUCGGUGUUGUACAUGGAGACUUAACUACCAGCAAUAUAAUGCUGAAUCCUAAAAGUAUUGAGGAUAAUGAUAGUCGUGGAGACGAAAGAUUAGAAGGAAGCAUAAUGUUGAUAGAUUUCGGUCUGGCGAGCCAAAGUUUACAAGACGAAGAUCGGGCUGUAGAUUUGUACGUCCUCGAAAGAGCCUUUGGAAGCACCCAUCCACGCAUUCAGCAUCUCUUUGAGGAAGUAAUAAAGAGUUAUGGAACUAGCUACAAAGGAGCCGGAGUUGUUCUUAAGAAAUUGGAAGACGUGCGAAUGCGUGGUAGGAAAAAGAAUAUGAUAGGAUGA
Molecule: messenger RNA, 777 nt
Organism: Blumeria graminis f. sp. triticale
Lineage: Eukaryota; Fungi; Ascomycota; Leotiomycetes; Helotiales; Erysiphaceae
Source: the annotation of a GenBank genome assembly